Toxorhynchites rutilus septentrionalis is the source of this 3159-nucleotide messenger RNA. RefSeq lists its product as uncharacterized. Lineage: Eukaryota; Metazoa; Arthropoda; Insecta; Diptera; Culicidae. Bases 1 to 3159 code for a protein of 1052 amino acids. Gene Ontology annotation, molecular function: zinc ion binding; nucleic acid binding. The transcript has a single exon. The record is from RefSeq and is a predicted model, not a curated record.
AUGUCAACGUCGAGGAAGUACAAGGCCUUGAUACGCAGCAGGGACUGCGUCAUCAACUUCGUGGAACGGAUGGACCACUUCCUGAAAACAACACAAGAAUUCGAUGAGCAAGCGGUCAAGAUUCGUUUGGAGAAGCUCGAUCAAAAAUAUCAGGAGUUCGAGGAUCUCCAGAGCGAUAUCGAAGGCAUGGAGGACAACGAAGAAAGCUUACUGGAUUACCAGCAGUCGAGGGCCGAUUUCGAGGAUAAAUAUUUCGAGGUAAGGGCAGGGUUGGCGAAAAAAUUAACUACAGAACAUGCGACACCAAAUACUGCGACUACACACACAAACAACGUCCCUCAUGUACAUGCUUCCGUGCGACUUCCUCAAAUAAACCUACCAGAGUUUGAUGGCAAUUUCCAAAAUUGGCUUCCGUUUCACGACACUUACGUGGCUUUAAUCGACUCCUCGGUGGAACUAACCGACAUACAAAAGUUCCAUUAUUUGCGUGCUUCUCUGAAGGGCGAUGCUUUGAAGAUGAUCGAUUUUUAUGCGAUGAGUGAGGCUAAUUACAGGGUGGCUUGGGAUAGUCUGGUUGAUCGGUUCUCCAACAAAUACCUCCUCAAGAAACGUCAUUUGAACGCCUUGUUCGAAUAUCCUAGAAUCAGGAGGGAAUCAGCGACUGGCCUGCAUGAACUCAUCGACUGUUUCGAACGUAACACGAAGAUCCUGGAUCAACUAGGGGAGAAGACGAAUGUAUGGGGAGCGAUGCUGGUGCAUCUAAUGGUCUCGAAGCUGGACGAGGUCAUUCAGAAGCGUUGGGAGGAAAACGUCACACCGGAUAGAGAACCGUCGUACACUUCAUUGGUCGAAUUCCUCAAAAGGCAAACUCGGGUGCUGGAUGCUGUCUCUGUCGAUCAGCAGAUGUUCUCCACGCCUUCGUCUUCAUCCAGUGGUAGCAAAUUCCGUCCAACUAAAGUUUCAGUUAACUCGGCGACUGAGAACUCGCUCCCAAGCUGCUUCGCCUGCAGUGAGAAGCAUUGGAUUACUCGGUGCCCAACUUUCGCUAGUCUUCCGGUGGAUAAACGGCUGCAGCUUACAAACUCCAAGCGGCUCUGCAGCAACUGCCUGGGUCGGAAUCAUUUAGCGAGAGAUUGUCCAUCUAAAUUUCGAUGCAAAACGUGCUCCAAAAAACACCAUUCGUUGCUGCAUCCUGGUUUCCCUGGUUCUGGAUCUAGUUCUGCUCCUAUCCCCACUCCAGCGAAUGACAACGGUAACACUUCUGCUCCAUCAAUUUCCGGCGGCGCUUCGAAUUCUGGUCAAUUGGUUUCUAGUUCGGUAGCAUCAGUUUCAACCAACAUGGCGAUGGGGCAGCCAAGGUCACACUCAUUUCUACUCACGGUUUUGCUAAACGUGAAGGACGUAUGGGGAAAGGCCCACCACGCAAGGGCACUUUUGGAUUCUGGUUCCCAAGUCAACCUGAUGUCGGAAAAUCUCUGCAAGCUGCUUCAAUUAUCACGGCGGGAUAGGAUGGUAGAAAUAACUGGAAUAGGACGAUCACGAAGCCGCACGGCUUUCGAAGUUUCCACCACAGUUUCUUCUCGGGUGCAGAAUUUCUCGACGUCAUUGGACUUUCUGGUUCUGGGGCAGGUCACCGACGACCAGCCAUCUGUCUCGCUUCCACAAACGCAACGGAAAAUUCCACCCGAUAUGGUUCUAGCCGAUCCUGAAUUCAACAUCUCUGGUCCGAUCGAUUUGGUAUUGGGUGCACAGUACUUUUACGAUUUCCAUGUACGCGAUGGUGGCCGGUUGCAAAUUCGCAAGGUCGACGAUACGCUUCCAGUAUUUGUCAAUACGGUGUUCGGAUGGGUGGCAGCCGGCGAAGCAAAACGCAUGGAUGAAUCAACACGGGUCAGCUGUCACGUUGCCAAGGUAGAAUCUCUGGACAAGGCAAUCGAAAAAUUCUGGACGGUUGAAGAGUUGACGAUCAAAACGCCACGGUCACAGGAAGAGGAGGACUGCGAGACGCACUUCGUGAACACAUUCACACGCGAUGACACCGGCAGAUAUAUCGUGCAAUAUCCCAAACGCAUGAACUUCAGCAGCAUGGUUGGCGAAUCGAAGCAGACGGCUCUGCGACGAUUGCUUCAGACAGAGAAACGAUUGGAACGAGACCCAAACCUACGAUCGCAGUACGUGGAUUUCAUGAAGGAAUACAUGAAGCUGGGCCACAUGAAAUACAUCGGUGAAGCAGACGAUUCUCGCUUGGAUAAAGAUAAAACGGUCUGCUACCUUCCCCACCACCCGGUAUUUAAGGAAUCUAGUUCCACCACAAAGGUACGGGUAGUCUUCGAUGGAUCGGCGAAAACGUCCACAAAUCAUUCGCUGAACGAAGCUCUACUCACCGGCCCUACGAUUCAGGAUGAACUCUUGGAUCUGAUGCUCCGCGUCCGGAAACAUCUUAUCGCUUUGGUCGCUGAUGUCACGAAAAUGUACCGGCAAAUCUUUAUCCACGUCGACGACAUUCCCCUUCAACGAAUCCUGUGGCGAUGUGAUCCAUCAGAACCAAUUCAGGUGUACGAGCUGCUAACCGUCACGUACGGCUUGUCCCUAUCGUCAUUUCUCGCCACACGUGUGCUGAAGCAACUGGCUUUGGAUUCCGCUCAGAAGUACGAACUUGCAGCACGGACCGUGCAAGAAGAUUUUUACAUGGAUGACUUUCUCUCGGGAGCAAACACAGUAGAAGAAGCCAUAAAACUGCAGACGGAAGUCCAAUCACUACUGGCCGAAGGGGGCCUCGAGCUGCGUAAAUGGAGCUCCAAUAGUCCAGAAGUCCUGGAGAACUUACCCAUCGGAGCGCUUGGAGGAGAAACAAUGCUGCACUUCGAAGCGGACCAGAAAAUUAAAACGCUAGGAGUGGGGUGGGAAACCGGAUCAGACCAGCUUUGCAUCGAAGUACAACCAUCUACGAACGAAGGCAUUUGGACAAAACGCAAAAUUUUCUCGGCAAUUGCGAAACUCUACGACCCACUCGGAUUGGUCUCACCGGUUGUGGCAUGGGCCAAGAUAAAGAUGCAACAACUUUGGCUGUGUAGCGGGAUAACCUAUUACCAUUAUCCUUUCCCACUUGUCAUAAAAUCCCAACGAUCCUAUUCCCACAAAUUCAUUCCCACGCCAUAA